CUUCGACACAUGGAAAUUCGAUUUGAACGCGAUGCGCGAGCUGGUGCUGGACGGCGCGGACGCCAUCGCCGACAGCUUCUUGACGCCCGGCGUCGCCGUCGACAUCAUCGUCUGGACCGAUGCAGUGCAGUACGAGGUUCGCCGAGCCGCCGCCGAGAAGCCCCGGUCGCUCACGUGCGCGGGCGACGAGUACAUUGCACAGCUGCACGAGGCCUUCCACGUCGGCGCUGGCGGCUUGCGCAUCACUGGCACCGUUGCGCCUGCAUCGAUUGCGCUGGUUCUGGAAGAGGCCCAUGCAGACAUGCACCUCCGCUUCGACGCGCUGACGCUCACGGCCGCGAUCGCGCCGGCGGCGCACGUCCAUUCCGUGGCCAAGCGUUGGCACAGUGCGUACAUGGCAACGGCGGCGUCGCUUGCUGCGGCACAGGCGCGCAUUGCCGCCCUCGAAGCGCUUGUAGCGGAGAAGGACGUGGUCUUGGACGCUGCGAUUCAGGCCAAGGUCGACGGCGAGUCGCGCUUGGUGCAGCAGUGUCUGUUGCUUGUCAACGCCAAGAAGGACAUGAUUGUACAGCUCCAGGACCGAUUGGCGCUGGCGCCAGAGCCGUCGCCAUCGCCCAAGCGCCGGCGGAAAACACCGAUGCCACGACGAUCGACCAAGCCCAAGCGAGCGGUCGUCGAGUCGAGCACCAGCGACAAUGAAAACUCGGAGGCCAGCGCCGGCUCCCCAGACGACAGCUCGGACCACGACGCACCGACGUCGGUUGCCGACAUGGGCAGCCAAGCGUAUGCCACUGCGCUUCCUCACAGUGCCAGCCAAUUUUACUCGGCCGACCAGCUACUAAAGGAAGAAGAAGACGAAGGAAUCGCUGCUGCUCCCAAGGGCACCACGCCACUAGCUACUGCCCAAUCCACUUCCCCAGCUUCCGUACUGCAUCAUAGCGAGGACGAUGCUGACUUUUUAGAUAUGCUAUAAUUGCUAUUACAAUCGCUUGUGUGAAGUUAACCGCGGCAGUCUGCAUGGAGC
Saprolegnia diclina VS20 is the source of this 1024-nucleotide messenger RNA. RefSeq lists its product as hypothetical. The transcript has 4 exons. NCBI's taxonomy places the organism in Eukaryota, Oomycota, Saprolegniomycetes, Saprolegniales, Saprolegniaceae. The record is from RefSeq and is a predicted model, not a curated record. Bases 32 to 973 code for a protein of 313 amino acids.